Molecule: messenger RNA, 1768 nt
Organism: Moneuplotes crassus
Lineage: Eukaryota; Ciliophora; Spirotrichea; Euplotida; Euplotidae
Source: the annotation of a GenBank genome assembly
CAGGCAUAUAAAUGAGCUGAUGCAGCAAAUUAUGUAAAUGAAUCCUCAAGUGACUCGAAAGCCUCAGGUGAAGGCACCCAAAGGAACCUGACAGAGAAGAGGGAAGUGAGAAUUAUGAUGAAGAGAAUAAGGCUCCAGCCAUGGGGCAGAGGUCAAACGCCAGUAGUUCGGUAAUUGAAAUGCAGAAAUCCAGUAUUCCAUUACGAAAAAGGCGCUCCCAACUGUCUAAAAAUCCGAUCUUAGCAAAGAUGCGGUUUAUUAAACCAAACCAGAGCAAUGUAGAUGCUAUUGAAGAGCUUAAGAAGAUCCAGAAGAAGCAUAAAUCUAGUAUAGAAGUUAAUAGAGUAUGAUUAGACUUCCUAUUAAUUUUUAUUUUCAUCGAAUUUAGUCCAUAAGUGCCUUUAGAAAUUGAACGAAAUCUCAAAUUACUCAGAAUCCCCUGCAUUAAGAAUUAGAGAGGAAAAUUUAGAUGAAGAAGAAUUACUUCCUAGCAGCAAUACAAUUACUUAAUCAGAAGCCUCCAAUUAUGGAAAAGUUAACCAAAGUUGAGCUUGAUAUGUAAGUUACUACACUAGAUGGUCCUCAGAGUUUAAAUUUCUGCAACUUAAGUCCCUAUCUGAUUCCCUUUCUGCAUAAUACACACAAUAUACCUUCAAUCCAAUAACUUCUCACCACCUUUGAGACAAAUUCCUACUAAAUUCCCAUCCAUUUUACACUCUCAGCCAUUUCUCUUACAGAACUCCCAAGCUUAUUAAAGACAUGAACCUUUCAGGACCAAAAAGGUACUCACCACAAAAAUAUUGCUCAGAUUCCUCAGAAGAAGAGGAAGUUAAGAAAGAAGACCCAUUGGUACCUUUCCAAGAUGUCUCAGAGGAUAUGAAAGAACCGUCUGGUCUAUCCCUGCUUAAAAUAGACGAAUCAAUACAUGAAAGUAUAGUUAAAAGCUCCCUUAAAUCUUCCAGUAAAAGUGAGAAGAGUAUACCAACUAUAUAUCCUAAGAAGCAUAAGAGGAAGAGCAUCAGUGACCCAAAAUUGCGUAAAAGUAGCCAUAGAAAUACCAACCAUAAUGAAUCUUCUAAUUCUUUGGGUAAAAGUAGUUUUCUAAGCAAAACUAUUGGAAAUUACCUUGACAAUAAAUCAAUCAGGGACACCAGUAAUUAUGGAGAAUCUAACCCAAGCUCUCAUGACAACGCAACAGGCUAUGAUAAGUCCAGAGCAAUGGCUAGGAUUGAUUUUGCAAGACAAUUAAAGAGUAAUAGUGACAGAUCAUCUCCUUACAUGGGCUCGAUAUAUUCUCGACAAGCUCAAUUAAUUAGUCCACUAGGGGGCUAUCCAAGAGCUUAUCCUGACUCUUCAAAGUCAUCGAACAAAUCAUUAGAUAGAGUCUCUCCCAAUACUCAUAGUGAUUAUUCUAAGAGGUUUAUUAACCAAGGAUACACAAUAGCCCACUCAAGCAAGAAUGAUAGCAAUCCUACAGAUCAUGAGAUAAGUGUUCAGACUGCUCUUAAUAAUGAAGGAAGAGAUACUAUAUUAUCCCCUGCAAAUAACUUCAGGGAACUACGAAAGCGAAUACAUGAAGAGAAUGAUUUUAGAUCUCGACGACUUCCUGACAAAGUUCUUGGCCCAUCCCUUACAAUGCAGUUAAGACCCUUGCCUAAAUCAUUCAAAAGUAGCAAUCUCUCUAGCAAGCAAGAGAGUGCGCUCAAGAACAGACUGGGAUUUCCACUGACCCCACAGAUGUAGAUGGCUGCCCAGUUUGAGGAUUUUA